GCUAGUUCAAAAAUUAACUUAUUAUUAUAUAUUGUUGUAAUAUUUUUGUAAUUGGAAUAGUAUUAUGUUGGGCUCUACCACACGCAGUCGGUGAAAGGAAGGGACCGGCAAACUACCUACUUCUCUCCACCAUCCUCCUAACCGCGUUGUACGUGAAGGUGGUUAAUUAGAGUAAAAGAAAAGGAGACUAUUCCUAAAUCUAACCACCAAGUUAAUUUGUGAAGGAAAAAUACCUAGAUUAACGGUAUCUUUACUUUUAAUCUCACAGAAGAACCCACAAAUUCAUUCUUCAUAAAAGCAACCAGAUCUAGUAAUCAUGGAUUAUCUUCAAACAGCUAUUUCCACGAUCGGACGUCUUGGUGACAAGAUCGACAGCUACAAGUCCUCCUUGAACCUUACCAAUCCUGGUACUACUGAAAAUUUGUCAAAGGAAGUUUCGAAAGAUCUUUUGCUAUCAAACUAUGCAUUUACCGGUAUUCGUGCUGAUGUAACAAAGGGGUUCUCCACUAACCCUUGGUUUACUGUUUCUCAUGCAUUUGCUCUUGGUAGCCAAAUGUUACCCCCUUACUCCUUCAGCACCAUGUUUGGUGGUGAGCCAUUGUUCCUCCGUGGUAGUGUCGACAACGAUGGUGCUGUGCAAGCCAUGUUGAACUGUGCUUGGGGUCCUAAUGUUAUUUCGAAGGUUCAGAUGCAACUUGCCGAUGCUGCUAUUCCUAGCAUGUGCCAGAUCGAGCAUGAUCACAGAGGAAAAGAUUUUUCUUUUAGCGUUAAGGCAAUGAAUCCUUGGUAUGAAGACAAGCUGACUGGUAUCUACAUUCUUUCUAUGCUCCAAUCUCUUACUCCUAAAUUGUCCGUGGGUGUUGAAGCUCUUUGGCAGAAGCCUUCUGCUUCUAUCGGACCCGAGGAAGCUGCUUUGAGCUAUAUGGCACGCUACAACGCUGGCGAUUGGAUCGCUACUGGUCACUUGAACGGUACCCAAGGUGAUGUUAUUGCCACUUUCUGGCGCAAGUUGAGUGAAAAGGUCGAGGCUGGUGUCGAAUGCCAAUUGUCACCCGUUGGUUUGAACCGUUCAGCUGCCAUGAUGACUGGUCCUAAGCCUGAAGGUCUUACUUCGGUUGGUCUCAAGUAUGAGUUUGCCCAAAGCAUCUAUCGCAGUCAAGUUGACAGCAAGGGUAAGGUUGGUGUUUAUUUGGAGCGCCGCUUGGCUCCUGCCAUCACUCUCGCUUUCAGCAGUGAAAUUGAUCACCCCAAUAGAAACGCCAAGGUUGGUCUUGGUUUGAGCAUGGAAUUGCCCGGAAAUGAUGAAAUGAUUCAACAGCAACAACAAUUGCUUUCUGGUCAAGUUCCCGCUGGUCAACCUGCUGCCCCCUCUGCUUAAAAUUCUUGGAUGAUUAAUCUGUUUCUUAAUGAGAUAGCAUAUGAAACAGUAUUGUAAUCUAUAAAAUUCUCCUAUUCAUUUCUUUACUUACCCCUUGGAAGAAGUAUGUAGCUAAACCCGUUGUUUAACAGGAAAGAUGGUUUGUUUUUUUUUUGGGGGAAGUUACUUUU
This is a messenger RNA of Schizosaccharomyces octosporus yFS286, 1548 nucleotides long. Its product is annotated as TOM complex subunit Tom40. The record is from RefSeq and is a predicted model, not a curated record. Gene Ontology annotation, biological process: protein import into mitochondrial matrix. The transcript has a single exon. Bases 317 to 1378 code for a protein of 353 amino acids. Gene Ontology annotation, molecular function: transmembrane protein transporter activity. NCBI's taxonomy places the organism in Eukaryota, Fungi, Ascomycota, Schizosaccharomycetes, Schizosaccharomycetales, Schizosaccharomycetaceae. Gene Ontology annotation, cellular component: mitochondrial outer membrane translocase complex; mitochondrial outer membrane.